AUGACUGAAAAGAAAAUUAAGGAAAAGGUCAAAAAGCGGGAGCGUAUUGUCGCAUCAUUACAGCGACAUGCGCAAUUUCUGGGCAGUUUCAACCCAGAUAUUCAUACGGGGGAAGUUCAGUCAAGACUGGACAAGAUUGAGGCAAAGUUUGAAGAGUUUGAGGAGGUUCAAGAAGAAAUCGCAGAGCUGGACGCGGAAGGGAUCUAUGAGGAGGACUGCACCACGGCCUACGAGGAAUUCGAGAAGCUGUACUAUCGUUUACGGGCGGCUUUGCUGGCAAAACUACCAACGGAGGAGACUGCUGUUGAGCUGAACAACACGUUAGCGCGGAAUGGUCAACAUGUAGGGGCGCACACUGGUGUUCGUCUGCCGCAGAUUUCUCUACCGGAGUUCGACGGCGACUACAAGGGAUGGCUGUCGUUCAAGUCAACGUACGUGUCGCUGAUUCACGAUUCUGGGGAGCUAAGCGACGUGCAGAAGUUCCAUUACCUGAAGUCAGCGCUUAAAGGGGAAGCAGCCAAACUUAUCGAAUCGCUCACGCUUACCAACGAUAACUAUUCGAUUGCUUGGAGCACGAUUACGAAGCGGUAUUCCAACGAGUACCUGUUGAAGAAGAGGCAUUUGCAGGCACUGAUGGAGUACCCGAAAGUGGAAAAGGAGUCGUCUGUGGCUCUUCAUGCCUUGGUGGAUGAAUUCGAACAGCGGCUGAAGAUUCUGAAGCAGUUGGGAGAGAAGACGGACGAGUGGGGUGCGAUGAUCGUUCAUUGGAUGUGCUCCAAGCUGGAUACGCAGACACUUCAGCUCUGGGAAGACCACGCAGCAUCAACGAAGGAUCCGACAUUCACGAUCUUGGUAAACUUUCUCGAGAAGCGGACAAGGGUUCUGGAAGCGGUUUCAUCGAACGUUGAAUUGAAAGGCAGUUCUCAAAAGAUGGAAACCAAGCGGCAAAAGGUGAUUGUGCAUUCGGCUACAGAUGGAGAUAUAAAUGGUCCGGCCUGUUGUUGUUGUGGAGAGUCGCAUUUCUUGGGGCGGUGUGGCAAAUUUUCGAAAAUGGCACUGAAGGAGAAGCUGCAGUUCGUCAAUAGCAAGCGGCUUUGUAGCAAUUGCUUGAAGUCAGGACAUUGGGUACGCGAUUGCUCAUCGAAGUUCAGUUGUCGUGAUUGUGGAAAGAAACAUAAUUCACUGAUUCACCCAGGCUUUCCGUUGAGCAGCAGCGGUGUUGGAAGCAGCGAACAUCCGGUGAGCAAACCGGAGAAGACACGGAACGAAAAAUCUGUGGCAACCAACGUGGUGACUAACGAGGUGGAAUCUGAGGACGAAGACGACCAAGGAGCGGUUGGGACAUACAACGUAGGGACCAAGGGCGGCAAAAUUUCAAACGUACUACUAUCUACGGUUGUACUGGUUAUUCGGGACCAGCACGGAGGCAAACAGAUGGCUAGAGCAUUGCUAGACAACGGUUCGCAAGCUAACAUCAUGAGCGAGCGAUUAUGUCAGAUGCUGAGCCUAAAGAGACGGACGAUAAACGUGCCAAUUAGCGGUGUCGGAGAAGCGGAAACGCGAGCGAGAUUUCUGGUAAACACAACAGUGAGUUCACGGGUCCAGAACUUUGCAGUGGGGAUGGAAUUUUUGGUACUUCAGAAGGUAACGUCGGAGUUGCCGUCAGCGCACAUACCAGUGGAGCACUGGAAAAUUCCAAAGGAUAUACAACUAGCCGAUCCGAACUUCAACAUCAGUAAUCGGAUUGAUCUUUUGAUUGGAGCUGAGCACUUCUACCGGUUCUUGUUCGAGAGAGAUACAAAACGGAUCAUGUUGGGUCCGGGACUGCCUACGCUGAUCAACUCGGUAUUCGGUUGGAUAGUUACAGGGAAAGUUUCUGAAACAUCGAGUAAAGCAGUUAGCUGUUGCGUUGCGGUGGCUCCAGACAAUCUGGAAGCCCAGCUGCACAGGUUUUGGGAGGUCGAAAGCAAUGAGGAUCGGCCUGCUUGGUCGAAGGAGGAACAAGACUGCGAGGAUCAUUUUCAGCGGACGUUCAGUCGCACGAAGGAAGGUCGGUACGUCGUACGUUUACCUAAGCACGUGAAUUUCGACCAGAUGCUAGGUGAAUCCCGUACGAUGGCUCUAUCAAGAUUCAAGAGAUUAGAGCAGCAACUAGGAUGGAACACAGAAAAGCGCAUGCAAUACAACGCAUUCAUGCAAGAAUAUUUAGAUCUUGGACACAUGAAGGAAAUCAGCGAAGCGGAGUCUUUGCAGGAGACAUCAGUUUCCAACACCAGGAAGGCCUACUACUUGCCGCAUCACGCGGUUUUGAAGGAAUCCAGCACCACAACCAAAGUUCGUGUUGUUUUCGAUGGGUCGGCCAGAACGGACAGCGGUUAUUCCUUGAACGACGCUCUUCUAAAGGGUCCGGUUAUUCAGGACGAACUUCUCAGCUUGCUUUUACGGUUUCGAAAGCAUGAAGUGGCACUAGUUGGGGACAUUGAAAAGAUGUACCGGCAAGUGCAGGUACACGAAGAAGACAUCAGUUUACAGCGCAUUUUCUUCCGAUUUUCUGCGGACGAACCCAUAAAGGUGUACCAACUAUCAACGGUGACCUAUGGAUUGACGCCUUCAUCAUUCUUGGCGAUUCGCGCCUUACAUCAACUAGCGGCAGAUGAAGGAACCUUAUACGCAGACGCAGCUGAAGCGAUAGUCGACGACUUCUACGUUGAUGACUACAUCGGUGGAGCAGCCAGCGUAGACGAAGCCAUCCAGCUCCAACAAAAUCUGGAUACACUGAUGAAAAAAGGUGGUUUUGCUUUACGCAAAUGGUGUUCCAAUCGGCCAGAAGUUCUGGCAGGAAUCCCGGCCGAUCAACUUGGAACCAAUCUAUCAAUUUCCUUCGAGAUAAGCCCAGACGAACAGGUGAAAACCUUGGGAAUCACCUGGGAACCCGGGACAGACCAAUUGCGUUUUUUCUAUGACAUAAUAGAAAGCGAGCAAACUUGGACGAGACGAAGCAUCUUAUCAUCGAUAGCCAAGCUGUUCGACCCGCUGGGACUGAUAUCCCCGGUGAUCGUGGCAGCGAAAAUGUUGAUGCAAGAACUCGCUUUGCUCCACACAGGAUGGGAUGCACCUGUUCCCGCCCACAUUGAAGAGAAGUGGAAGGCGUUCCACUCACAACUGUACAACAUUUCGGAAAUGCGAGUCAACCGGUUCGCGUUAGUUUCCAAUUGGGUUGAAAUCCAAUUUCACUGCUUCGCUGAUGCUUCUACCCUAGCAUAUGGUGCGUGCUUAUACGUGCGGACAACGGAUGCAGUGGGAAACGUGCGGAUUGAACUACUCUCUUCGAAAUCUCGCGUUGCGCCACUCAAGAAAUUGACGUUGCCGCGGCUCGAACUUUGCGCCGCCAAGGAAGCGGCGUUAUUACACUCAAAAGUGACUAAAGCUUUCUCAAUGCAAAAUGUACGGUCCUUCUUUUGGUCCGACAGUACGAUUGUACUUCAUUGGCUACGAUCUCCGCCAAAUACUUGGCAAACCUUCGUGGCAAACAGAGUCUCGACGAUUCAAACUACCACGUACCCCCAUUCUUGGCGUCAUGUUGCCGGAAAACAGAAUCCUGCUGAUUUAGUAUCGCGAGGAAUGUCGGUCGACGAAUUUUUGAAUAGUCAGCUGUGGAAAGAAGGACCCCCAUGGCUGCGUAACGACGAAGAUGGAUGGCCCAGUCCUGGUGAAGAAUGCACUAUCUCCGAAGAGCAACUAGAAAUUCGAAAGACUGUUCACGCAAUCAGGGUUGCGGAACCCCCCAACGAAAUGUUCAGCCUACGUUCCUCAUUGCAUUCUUUACUUCGCGUUGUCGCUAACUGUCUUCGAUUUGUGCACAACUGUCGCAACCCGAAUGAUAGGAGGUCCUCUAUUGCUUUGACUCCAGAGGAAAUACAGUCGGCGAAGAUGACACUAACGCGCAUAGCCCAGAACGAACGAUUUCCAGAAGAGCUGAAAGCCCUGAAACGACAACAACGAAUCAACAACAGAUCAAGCCUGAAGAGACUUUUUCCCUUCCUGGACAACGAUGGAGUCCUCAGAGUUGGAGGACGUUUACGCUUUUCAAACGAAAGCUACACAGUAAAACAUCCAGCUGUAUUGCCAAGUAAUCAUCCAUUUACGGAUCUCGUCGUACAGUUCUUUCAUUCUCAGAACUUCCACAGUGGUCCGCAGCUCACAUUGGCCGAAACGCGACAGGAAUUCUGGCCCAUACAUGGUAAACGUGUCGUCAACGCUGUGUUGCGCAAAUGCGUUCGAUGCUUCCGAACGAACCCUACGCCUAUCCAACAGCCCAUGGGACAACUACCGGCUGGUCGCGUUCGCCCGGGACGACCAUUCCUGAUCACUGGUGUUGAUUAUUGCGGGCCAUUCUAUUUGAAGCCUCUACGACGAAAUGUAGCUUCCCCGAAGGUGUAUAUUGCGGUGUACGUCUGCUUUUCGACAAAAGCAAUGCACCUCGAGUUGUCCACCGAUUUGUCUACUGCAAGCUUCAUCUCCGUCUUGCGGAGAUUCAUCGGCCAUCGAGGAAUCCCGGCUGAAAUACAUUCGGACAACGCUAAAAACUUUUCUGGAGCACGCAACGAACUAAAAGCGCUAUACGAUUUGCUCAAUGAUCCGGCCAACAACUUCACCAUAACGAAGGAACUCUCUCAGCAAGGUAUUAAAUGGCAGUUCAUUCCUCCACGCGCUCCCAACUUUGGCGGGUUAUGGGAGGCCGCCGUACGCUCCGUAAAGACUGCGCUGAAGAAAGAGAUUGGCCUGCAACAGCUGAGCUACGAUGAUUUUACCACGCUUCUGGUACAGAUCACCGCUACGUUGAACUCCAGACCUCUGUCUCCUCUAACAGAUGACCCCACGGAAUUUGAAGCCCUCACUCCCGCGCAUUUCCUGAUUGGCUCAGCCAUGAAAGCCCUCCCUGAGCCCGACCUAGUAAACAUUCCCACAAACCGUCUUGACCACUACCAGCAAACCCAGCAAAUGUUCCAGCGCUUUUGGCAACGAUGGAGCAAGCUAUACCUCACACAGCUGCAAGUUACAACGAACAACCUGCCGGCGACUCCCAUCCAAGUUGGAAAUAUCGUUGUACUGCGAGAAGACAACCUGCCACCGCUUUGCUGGCCACUGGCGCGGAUCAUCGGUUUGCAUCCCGGCUUAGACGGAGUCGUGCGAGUCGUGACGGUAAAGACUGCGACAGGAGUAUACAAGCGGGCAGUCAACCGUAUCUGUCCACUGCCUACUGAAGAAGUUAGUCGACGAACAACACGGUCAUCAUCAACGAUAUCGGAUUAG
Messenger RNA from Aedes albopictus (Asian tiger mosquito), 5313 nucleotides. RefSeq lists its product as uncharacterized. Gene Ontology annotation, biological process: DNA integration. NCBI's taxonomy places the organism in Eukaryota, Metazoa, Arthropoda, Insecta, Diptera, Culicidae. The transcript has a single exon. Bases 1 to 5313 code for a protein of 1770 amino acids. The record is from RefSeq and is a predicted model, not a curated record. Gene Ontology annotation, molecular function: nucleic acid binding; zinc ion binding.